AUCGAAGUGUCCGGGCGGGGACUGUCAGGGAGCCAAGUUUCCGCUCUCAAACCGAAUUGCGUGUUGUUUUUAAAUUUUAAGUGAAGUGUUGUGUGUCUGUCUCGUCGUUUUCUGUCUUCAUUGUGAUGUUCAACACCAGUGCCCAGAAUUGGUUUGGCAUGGGCCAGACAUCGGGGGCUCCGGCCGGCGGUGUUGCCCAGUUGCUCAACAACAACAACUCGGGUGUGUACCAGUCCCAGCAGACGGCACCGCAUCCCUUUAUGCGCCAGCGAUCGCUGACCAGUUCCAAUCCCGCCCUGGAGCGCUCCACUGCGAUGGCCCUAAGGCCACAGUCGCCGCCGAAUGUUCAGGUGGAGUACGAAGUGGCGGUGCCCUUUGUCUCCACAUAUCGACACACUCCAUAUCACUCGCUAUGGGAUCUGCACCAGUGCUCAUCUACACCCCCCACAAGCCUUUCGCACAUGGCCCGGAUGAUGGACUCCCUGAUCCUGGACUCACUGUCGCCAUUUGGCUUUACCAAGAUCACGGCCACCAGUCGACCCUCUCGAAAUGCCAACGGCAUGAAAAAACCUUCCGCUGAUGGUGUCCUCUCCUCGCCCGCGGAUCGUCAGAACCGACCGAUUAACAAUCUCGGCGCUAAUGCUCCUGGAGGAUUGGGCAUCGGCGGAAGUGUUCCACUGCGCAGCAAGCAGCGGCUGCCCACUCAAGUCUCUGCCGCAGAAGUAGCCCCACAACCGCGUCCAAGCCAGACGGCCCAGAUGCCGUUCCCCUCGCAGCAACAGGACAAUCGGUGGGUAUCCUCCCUGAGGCGUCGCGAUCCCGAGCUCCAGCCCACACUGCCCUCCAUCAGCAGUAAUGCAAACAGCAGCAGCCUUAGCCAGAGUCAUCAUGGUAGUGCCGGAAAUGUGGGUCUGGCGGGCGGUGGGGGACCAAUUCCCACUACCAGUGUGGGAAAUAUGAGGCUGGGAAGACCAGGAAGGGCAUCCGCCUUGACUGCCGCUGUAAGGAAGAGUCGAUCCGUGGAGCGAAUGCGGGCAAGAAAACUGAGCACCAACACCCAGCUAACCCUGAAGCACAAGCCGGUUAAGAAGAACUCACUCGAUGAGAACUCCAACUCGGAUGACCAGGAUGCCACCACAUCUCUGGAGGAUAACUCGCAGGCCCAGUCCCUGUCUACCAGUCACAAUACGCCCAAGUGCUCGCCGAAGACCAAGGUCAAGCACUUCUCUCCCCUCGGCUACGAGGGUCACUUGGUGGACACUCUCGAGAAGGACAUUUUGCAGAGGCAUCCGUGCAUCAAAUGGACGGAUGUGGCUGGGCUCAACGAGGCCAAGACAAUACUCCAGGAAGCAGUGGUGCUUCCGGUCAUAAUGCCGGAAUUCUUUAAGGGAAUCCGGCGGCCGUGGCGAGGAGUGCUGAUGGUGGGUCCACCGGGAACCGGAAAGACCAUGCUGGCCAAGGCUGUGGCCACCGAGUGUGGCACUACCUUCUUCAACGUGUCGUCCUCGACGCUAACAUCCAAGUACCGGGGCGAGAGCGAGAAGCUGGUGCGUCUGCUUUUCGAGAUGGCUCGCUUCUAUGCCCCCAGCACGAUCUUCAUUGACGAGAUCGAUGCUCUGUGUGCCUCCAGGGGUAGCGAUUCGGAGCAUGAGGCCAGUCGUCGGUUUAAGGCUGAGCUGCUCAUCCAAAUGGACGGACUCAAUGCGAGCAUGCAGGAGGAGAAGGUGAUUAUGGUGCUGGCAGCCACCAAUCAUCCGUGGGACAUUGACGAGGCGUUCCGCAGACGCUUUGAAAAGCGGAUUUACAUACCAUUGCCGAACGAGGACACCCGUUCGGCCCUGCUCAAGCUCUGCCUUAAGGAUGUCUGCCUGUCGCCCAACUUGAACACCGGACUGAUUGGCGAUGAGCUCCAGGGGUACUCCGGAUCGGACAUCAGCAACGUUUGCCGUGACGCCUCCAUGAUGGCCAUGCGCCGCCUUAUCUCGGGCCGCACUCCAGAUCAAAUCAAGCAGAUCCGGCGCGAGGAGGUGGACCUGCCCAUCACACUGCAGGACUUUCAGGAUGCAAGGCAGCGCACCAAGAAGUCCGUGUCCGCGGACGAUGUGGCCCGCUUCGAGAAGUGGAUGGAGGAGUACGGGUCCUGCUAGUUGUACGGGCUGCUGGCCCAGCACCCACGAUGAUUGUAUCCCUUGCGUACUUCCAAGCCUCAAUUGCAAUACUUUUCAAUCUGUAAAAAUCGUACUCGUUAGUCGUAAAAAGUAAAGUUUUUGUUUUA
Molecule: messenger RNA, 2275 nt
Organism: Drosophila kikkawai
Lineage: Eukaryota; Metazoa; Arthropoda; Insecta; Diptera; Drosophilidae
Gene: kat-60L1
Product: katanin p60-like 1
Biological process (GO): microtubule severing
Cellular component (GO): microtubule cytoskeleton
Molecular function (GO): microtubule binding; ATP binding; ATP hydrolysis activity
Source: RefSeq, a predicted model, not a curated record